Molecule: messenger RNA, 3101 nt
Organism: Nerophis lumbriciformis (worm pipefish)
Lineage: Eukaryota; Metazoa; Chordata; Actinopteri; Syngnathiformes; Syngnathidae
Gene: dennd1a
Product: DENN/MADD domain containing 1A
Biological process (GO): endocytosis; endocytic recycling
Cellular component (GO): cytosol; clathrin-coated vesicle
Molecular function (GO): phosphatidylinositol phosphate binding; guanyl-nucleotide exchange factor activity
Source: RefSeq, a predicted model, not a curated record
UGUCGCCGUCUUUGAUGGCGAAACUGUAUAUUUGGACAUUUCUGUGACAUGUUCAAAACAAAUAGCCGCUAAUGGCGUCUUUCUAAUCGCCCUUCUGCUGUGAGCCAAAGUGUUGAGUAAGGAAAGAUGGAGUCCAGAAUCAAGGAGAGUCCAGAAUUUGCUUUUGAGGUCUAUAUGGAAGUAGUCCAUCCAGGAACAGAUAAGUCAGAGCCUGAUAUACGAAGGAAAUUCCCCGAAGACUUCAAUGAUGAGGAGACUAUCCAGACUGUGCCCAAGUUCUGCUUUCCUUUCUGCUUGGAUAGUGUCGGAGUCAAUCAGAUGGAUCAGAAUUUCACAUUUGUGUUGACCGACAUCAACAGUAAACACAGAUUUGGAUUUUGUCGCCUGUCCUCAAGUCCAAACACCUGCCAUUGCGUCCUUAGCUACCUGCCUUGGUUCGAUGUAUUUUAUAAACUGCUAAGUAUCAUUGCAGAUUACACUAUUAAUGGCCAGGAUAUCAAUUUCCAAGAACUCCUGGUGUCCCUACACAAGCUUUCUAUUCCUGAGCCUGGUGUCCCUGUUCAUCUUGCUAUGCAUUUUUACUUUACUGUACCUGACUUGAAAGAACUUCCCAGGAUACCAGAACAUCGGAAUCUUACAGAGUACUCUGUAGCAGUCGAUGUCAACAACAUGCUCCAUCUCUACGCUAGUAUGCUGUAUGAACGUCGAAUCCUCAUCUGUUGUAACACACUCAGCACUUUAACAGCUUGUGUCCAUGGGUCUGCUGCCAUAAUAUAUCCAAUGCACUGGCAACAUGUUUACAUUCCAGUCCUUCCUCAACAUCUGUUAGACUACUGCUGUGCUCCAAUGCCCUACCUCAUUGGAGUGCACUCCAGCCUCAUGGAGAAAGUUCGGGGAAUGGCAAUAGAGGAUGUAGUAGUACUGAAUGUGGACACAAACACGCUUGAAACUCCCUACAAUGACCUCCAAAGUCUACCCCAGGAUGUGGUCUCAUCUCUGAAAAGUCGUUUGAAAAAGUUCUCAACAACUCCAGGGGAUGGUAUGGCUCGAGCUUUCCUCAAGAGUCAAGCAUCUUUGUUUGGCAGCUACAGAAAUGCUCUGCGAAUUGAGUUGGGUGAGCCAAUAACAUUCAACGAAGAGGCCUUUGUAAAUCAUCGAUUGAGUGCCAUGAGAGAGUUCCUCCAGAAUGCUAUCCAUCUGCAGCUUUUCAAACAGUUCAUUGAUGGCCGUUUGGACCGCUUAAACGCCGGAGAGGGUUUCAGUGACUUAUUUGAGGAGGAGAUCAACAAAGGCGAAUAUGCAGGAAGUGACAAAUCCUACCACCAGUGGCUGAACACUGUAAAGAAAGGGAGCGGGGCUAUCUUGAACUCAGUGAAGACAAAAGCAAACCCAGCCAUGAAGACUGUUUAUAGAUUUGCUAAGGACCAUGCCAAAAUGGGUAUCAAGGAAGUAAAGAGCCGGCUAAAGCAGAAAGAAAUUGCAGAUAUUGGACCAGGAAUGGGUGAGGGAGCACCACCCACCUGGGAUGACCACAGAGUAAAUUGGCAUUUUGGACUGACACCGUCACCCACGCUGUUGAAGAAACAAACCAGUAAUGACAGUCUGGAAAGUCCUGAUGACCAGUUACAGCCAUACCACUCACUCAAAGAGGUUGAGUGCAUUGAAGAAAGAGAUUGUCACGUUGGUCCACACCCAGCUCCGCCCAGCCCACCCAAGGAGAACCUCUCCAACGUCAGUUUAUUGGCCAGCAUCUUCAGCUGCCUAGACGAGCAUGAGAGUCCACCCUUUCCUCUGGCUAAAAGUCUUGAGGACCUCAGGAUUCUACAGGACUGUGAAGCGCUCCAAGCCAAGUUCACCUGUGAGCGAAAGGAGCUGAGUUUCAGCGAAUACUCACAAAUGUUUCCCAGCCUAAAGCCGUCCCACCCUUACAACAAGUUGUUGAGCCAAGGACAGGAUCAAGCAGACUUUCCACCUUGCAAGCUUCCUUCCUACGAAAGACUUCAAUCUGCCCAAUUUGACACCCAGAAAAAAACCCACAGCAGUCAAAAUUCAGGCCUUGCAGCACGAGACUCCUCGACCCAAGACAACAUCACCAUACCUCGUCCUCACGCCAGGAAGAGAGCUGGUCUUGGACCACCUAACAGUCAGCCUCAGUGUACACAACGCAAUGAUGACGUGACAAAAAGAGGAGGGCAAGAAUUUAGGAAAGCCCUGAGCAAAACUUCAGAUGAAGUUCAGUCUUUGGAUGGUAUGGAAUUUAUACGCCUGCUGGACCCUCUUAACGAGUCCACACACGUUAGUUUCAUGUCAGGAAAGGCUGAAGGUGAUAAUGAAUCCACAAGAUCUUUUCCACCGAACCUUCCUCCCUUUCAGCCACUUCAUGACAUGUCAUCCAAUCUCUUCAGCCAAUCUGUCUGGCAUAAAACACCAGAGCCACUCUCUGACUCACAGGUUAUUCCCCCCACCAUUUCAGGAAGAUUUAGACAGCAACUGCCUGGCAGUUCUACACGUCUGCCUAUCUAUCCAAUGGUUUCCCCUUCCUCAUACAUCUCCUUGCCUCACUCAUCCACCGCUAAUUACACUCUCUCAAACCUAAGAAGCUCUAUGUCUGUCCCCAGUCCAGUUUCCAGCACCCUUACAAGACCGCUUCAUGCUGAAGGAGAAAAACCAAAUCCUCAGGAUCUGUUUGGCGACCUGCUGACAAUGAUUCAACCAGCUGUAGCCCCCCAAAAGAGGGCGGAGCCCAAGAGGUGGGAAACGUUUGACUAAAACUUUUGUGUAAAUCUAAUGGAGUAAGUAAGUGCUGAUUGAAUUUGUUCCCUCAUGAAGAUAUAAAAACUAGCAUAAAAAUGAUGGACUGCUCAUAUAUUUGUAAGGGAUCAAAUACUUAUUUCCUCCACUAUGCUUUUUUCUGAGUUGCCUUUUUAUUUCAUUGCCACAUGAACAACCUCCAGUGAAUUAUAACAUACUACAGUUCGCUUUACGUUGUUUUCUUUGCGCACUUUUAGCUGUUUAACUUGACAAUAGCAUUAAAAUAUUUUUUGUCUACAGACACUUGCUAUCUUUUAGCAAUGGACACCCAAUAAACACAUUAAUUUGAA